GUGGAGCCUGCGCGCGCUGGGCCAGCAGGGAUGGGGCCAUGGUGCUGGGUGAUGCUAGGCGUAUCCCUGGGCACCAGGCUGUUGCGGGACGUGGGUGGCAGGCGCGGGCAGUUCGGGGUGUGGGGUGUCAGUGAAGGUGGCUCAGCCAUGGCGGCAGGGGAAAGCAUGGCUCAGCAGAUGGUCUGGGUGGACCUGGAGAUGACAGGAUUGGACAUUGAGAAGGAUCAGAUUAUUGAGAUGGCCUGUCUGAUGAUAACUGACUCUGACCUUAACAUUUUGGCUGAAGGCCCCAACCUGAUUAUCAAACAGCCGGAUGAGUUGCUAGACAGCAUGUCAGAUUGGUGCAAGGAGCAUCAUGGGAAGUCUGGUCUUACCAAGGCAGUGAAGGAGAGUACAAUUACAUUGCAGCAGGCAGAGUAUGAAUUUCUGUCCUUUGUACGACAGCAGACUCCUCCGGGGCUCUGUCCGCUUGCAGGGAACUCAGUUCAUGUUGAUAAGAAGUUUCUUGACAAACACAUGCCCCAGUUCAUGAAACAUCUUCAUUAUAGGAUAAUUGAUGUGAGCACUGUUAAAGAGCUGUGCAGACGCUGGUAUCCAGAAGAUUAUGAAUUUGCACCGAAGAAGGCUGCUUCUCACAGGGCACUCGAUGACAUUAGCAAAAGUAUCAAAGAGCUUCAGUUUUACCGAAAUAACAUCUUCAAGAAAAAGACAGACGAAAAGAAGAGGAAAAUUAUAGAAAAUGGGGGAAAUGAGAAGACUGUUGAGUUGAUGCCAGUUCUCAAGCUGCACAGCCUAGCUCUCCAGAAGCCACCUUAGUGUCCCUCUUUCCUGCUGAUAACUUGGCACAGCACCUUGUCUAAAGAAAAGAAAAAAUUUUUUCCAGUUAACUUUGCAUCUCCAGGCUCCUCAAGCAAACAAGAUAUCA
Messenger RNA from Meriones unguiculatus (Mongolian gerbil), 925 nucleotides. Its product is annotated as oligoribonuclease, mitochondrial-like. NCBI's taxonomy places the organism in Eukaryota, Metazoa, Chordata, Mammalia, Rodentia, Muridae. The record is from RefSeq and is a predicted model, not a curated record. Gene Ontology annotation, molecular function: nucleic acid binding; 3'-5'-RNA exonuclease activity. Gene Ontology annotation, cellular component: mitochondrion. The transcript has a single exon. The coding region runs from base 31 to 816 and encodes 261 amino acids.